AUGUGGCUAAAUAAAGAUAAGAUUAUUACAUCUAAACGUGGUCAUUAUGCAAAAAUUAGAUCUCUUCUUCUCCAUGAAGAUUUUAAAUUACAAGUUACUGAAUAUUUGCAUACACAUAAAUUUACAUUGAGGAUUGCUGAAUUUGUAAAAUUCAUUGAGAAUGAGGCUAUACCUGCUCUUGAAAUAGAGGAAAAGAUAACCAUUUCACAUACAACAGCACGUGAAUGGUUGCAUAAGCUUGUAGCAUAUCAGCAUGAAUUUUUGCAGAAAUUUGCAGAAUUACAAAAAAGAAUGACUACUUAUGAAGGUGAAAAUUUGGAUCAGAUUAUUCCAUCUUUACUUUUACCUGAGAUUGUUUCUAUUACCCAGGAUGAGUCGUUAUUUUAUGCCAAGGACGAGAAGAAGUGUGCUAUGAAUGAUUUAUUACCUGAUAAUGAGCAGCUUAUAUAUACUGAAGUCUGUGUUGUCAUGCAUCCUGAUACAAAUCGUGAUGGCUGUUGCAACUACAAUACAUUUCCUGAUGAUGCAUUAGUGGUUACAAGAAUGAACAUGAAGGAUGGUGGUAAACAACCUCUUCUCCAUAAUGGUCAAAAACCUGAUAGCUCGACACAUAUUAUAAUGUUCACAGAUAUCGAUAGUAUAAUCAUUGAAGCAGCAGGCCAUAUGUGUAUGUUUUAUCUGAAGUUCUAUUGUGAACUUAAUUAUAUUGAGUCAUUCUGGUCAGAAACAAAAAGGUAUUCACGACUCCAUUAUGACUACACAUUCAAGGGCCUUCAGGAAGUUGUAUUACAUGCAUUGGAAUCCAUUAGCCUAAUGAAAAUUUGCCGAUUUGCACAUCAUUCUGAAUGCUACAUGAGUGCUUAUGAAGUUGGGCUUAUAGGUAAGGCAGCUGUUUUUGCAGUGAAAUGGUAUCGAUCACAUUGCUAUGUUCCUACAAGUGUUUUAGAAGAAUUUGGUGAUGUUAAUCAAUAA
Molecule: messenger RNA, 972 nt
Organism: Cetraspora pellucida
Lineage: Eukaryota; Fungi; Glomeromycota; Glomeromycetes; Diversisporales; Gigasporaceae
Source: the annotation of a GenBank genome assembly